This is a messenger RNA of Myripristis murdjan (pinecone soldierfish), 1634 nucleotides long. It is a transcript of the gene sra1, whose product is annotated as steroid receptor RNA activator 1. Lineage: Eukaryota; Metazoa; Chordata; Actinopteri; Holocentriformes; Holocentridae. The transcript has 6 exons. Gene Ontology annotation, cellular component: nucleus. The record is from RefSeq and is a predicted model, not a curated record. Gene Ontology annotation, biological process: regulation of transcription by RNA polymerase II. The coding region runs from base 106 to 876 and encodes 256 amino acids.
CAGAACAGGAAAUACGUCACAUGGGCCACGUGUACCGGAAAAACAGCUGAGUUUAGCCUGUAGCUUUAGCUUGGCCGUUCCGUUCCGUCCCUGCAGCCGCAGUUUAUGGACGGAGACAGCAGAGCCAAGAUGGAGGACAUGUUCAUUAAACCAGGUAACCAGGAGCGAGGCUGGAACGACCCCCCUCAGUUCUCGUACGGCCUCCAGACGGCCCACGGACCGAGGAAGAACCUCCUCACCAAGAGGGUGGCUCCUCCUGCAGCCGGUCCAGGAGCUCCGCCCCCUGCCCCACCCUCCUUCAGCCCUCUGGCUCCGCCUCCGUGUGGACCUGCCCCACCCCCUCGGUGCCAAGCACCUCCCCCUCCCGGUAUGGCCACGCCCCCUCCACCACCAGGUCCGAUUGCAUCUCAGAGAGAGCCAGACAGCAGCCAAUCAGAGAGUGAGCCUGAUGUAGAGGGCGUGGUCUCUGCGCUGAACUGGGCACUCGGAGCCUGUCGGCAAGCCGUCCCAGGUCAGGUGUGUGACGACAUAGCGAAGAGGGUUGGAGUCCUGGAGGCCGGCUGGAGGUCAGGAAGACUCUCGCUGCCUGUCAGACGGCGCAUGGGCACCCUGACCCGAGAGUUGCAGUCUGGUCACUGGGACUCAGCAGAUGAGAUCCACCGCUCUCUGAUGGUGGACCAUGUGACCGAGGUCAGCCAAUGGAUGGUGGGUGUCAAGCGACUCAUCGCUGAGACCCGAAACCUCAGCCCAGAGCUGCUGGAACUGGACCAGGACCCCGCAGGACCGGACCAGGACCCCGCAGGACCGGACCAGGACCCCGCAGGACCGGACCAGGACCCCGCAGGACCAGAGGAGACCACCAGCUCCCAGUCUUGAGCUGCUUUGUCGUCUCAGGACUCUUUGGUUCCUUCUGCGUUCUGUGUGAACUUUGCAUCUUUUUGUCCGACCCAGACCCGAUGGGCUGUGCCGGAGAUCCCCACACACCUGCUGCAGCCGAGGGGUCAGAGGUCAGCGCCCCACCCUGCAGCGGGGAGAGGCUGCAGUUCCUUGCUCAAGGACACAUCAACAUGGAUGAACACAUUAAUCAUUAUCUUCUAGGGGACUUGAACCUGCAGCAGCCUUCUGUCCACUGUCAUGAGUUUGAAAUUUCCACCUGUGCUCCAGAGGGGCGGAGCUUACGAAGAGCUGCACCUGCUGCAUGUGAGGCGUUCAGGACCUCCACCUGUCUGCUCCUGCUGAGAGACUCAGCAACAUGUUCUGUCCAUGUAGACGGCUCUGCCACACACACACACACACACACACACACACACACACACACACAGACUUUGAUUCCAAAAUGAGCUGCAACCCAAACCAGAGGCAUCAUCAUCAUCAUCAUCAUCAUCAUCAUCAUCAUCAUCAUCAUCAUCAACAACAACAAGGGCCCUUUUCUUCUGCUCAUUAUUUUCCUUUCAGAAACGUGUUAAAAAAAAAAGUGGUUAUUUGAUUUUCCUUGUAAAAUACAAAACUUUUGAAAUAGAGACUACGGCUGAAAAUUAGCCAACUUGGCUAAACUGGCAUGUUUACAGAAAUGUUUAUUAACGUGCACUGUCUCUGUAUUCUAAACUAAUAAACAAAUACAAUACGUUUGUAUA